Molecule: messenger RNA, 3896 nt
Organism: Phlebotomus papatasi
Lineage: Eukaryota; Metazoa; Arthropoda; Insecta; Diptera; Psychodidae
Product: enolase-phosphatase E1-like
Exons: 4
Coding region: 69-3710 (1213 amino acids)
Source: RefSeq, a predicted model, not a curated record
AGUAUCCCGCCGUCAGAGGCGCGCAGUGCUAGUUUGUGUUUUUUUUUGCUGUGCAGAAUUUCAGAAAAAUGUCGAAAAAAGGGAUAAAAAGUGAUAAGAUGGUUGAUAACAUCUCAAAAUACGCCAAGAGGGUGAAGCAGUACAUCGCGGAACUGGAGGAAAACAGCCAAGUCAUGACGCUUCAUGCUCUGCAGAGCCUCAAGAAAAUCCUCAAAAUCAUCACAAAGUGCAUCCAAGUGUCCUUUGGGCACUUCAGAGAGCCCGUGAUAAAGAUCUUAAAGCUCAUUGCUCGACUGAGGGAGAACAGCAGCGUUGAGGUGUACGUGGAUGUCCUGGAUUUAAUGAUGACGCACUUUGUGGAUGUGAUUCUGGCCUGCAAGAAUUCCUGGAUAACUCUGAGGCUGAUCUUGCGUUGCUGCUUGUUUGUGAUGAAGUCCCUUCCGGAUGAGAUUGUGAAGGAUAUUGCGAUCCUGCACAUGCAGAAAAUAGCCCUGAUCCGGAGAUGCCUGAGAAUUGCUGGAGACUUCAGGAAUCAGCGUGUUGUCAUGCUGUUCUUCUUUCAGUGCGCCAGGGCAAUGUCCAAGGACGAAUUGGAUCAAUUUGCUUUGUUGAUUUUUCCCCCGAAUGAACUCUGCUACCUUCGGAGGGUUUUCACUUCUUCCUGCUUCCCGAGUCUCGAGUGCAAGAUCCGAAGUGCUCUCAAUGAGUACAAUGAUCUCUUGCUCAGCAGGGAGGUUAUCUCCUUUCCGGUCAGUCAUGUGGAUCUGGGUGAGCUCAAGUGCGUCCCGAUGCAGGGAGAAACCAUCUGGAUCGACUUCAACAGCGACCCGAUGAGCCUCUCCAUCUACUGCAGCUCCAGGUUCCUCACCAAUAAUUCCCAGGACAGGCUGACACUCAUUUACAUCCCGGUGAAGACCAUCUCUGGAUUUGUCACUUAUCACAACAACUUCGAUGAGGAUUUAUUCAUUAUAUGCCGGGAAAGGUUCAAAAUAGUGGAUGUUGAAUCUGGAGAUGAAGAUAUGUUUUUGAAUAUCUGUGACAUCAAGAUCACAUUUUUUAUGCACGAACGCAAUCGUGAUGAUGGAAUGGCCACUUUGAAGAAAAUAGAACGUAUUGUGUCUCAAAAAAAUGAAGAUCAGACCUCUCUGAAAUUUAUCAAACAUAAUUUCGGGACGAUGGUCAAUGUUGAAGGGGCCGUAACUCAACGAAUGGUACAGAAUAUGAAUUUUGAAAUGACAAAUCAGUCAUUCUGUAACUAUUCGUCAAUGGAUAUUGGUGGUGAGGAAUCAAUGCAGAUUACACCAGUAGAACUGUCGCCGAUACCUGAGGAACCUGCUGUUGAGAAUAAUUCAACAUUUUCCACGGAAAAAGUUUUGAAAGCUGUUGAGGAAAUUCAAGAAGCCGUUCAGAAAAUUAAAGAAUCUUAUGAAGAAAUUGAGAAAACAGGAGAAGAGAUUCAGCAAACACCUCAGAAAGAUAGUGGCCAAGAAGAAGCGAGUUUUGAGUCAAGUCAGGAGAAUCCUCCUUCUUUGAGUUAUAACGGUUUACCAAGUCCUCGAAGUUCCAGUUCUUCCGAUAAUGACUGUACCGAGGAACCGCCGAAAAGUCCAGGGGAAUCUACAGGUAACUGCGUCAGUCAGAAGGAACCUCCUCAAACGAAUUCUGAAAGAUUCACAACGAACAAACACAAAAGUGAAUUAACCCAACGUUGGAUGGAAGAGAAGACAUUUGAUUCCUUGAUCAGUGGUCUAUCAGUUCAGAAGACUACGGUGAAUUCUAUCAAUUCACAAAAGAGUGCUUCAAUUGAAAAUGAAGACAACGACAAGAUGCUCAGUCAACUGAUUACACAGGAAAACCCUGCUCCGAAAUGUUCAUCUCGUGAGAGAGUUUCGUGUGUCAGUAAUCUCGAUUUUUCCGCAGAUAACACUUUGCAAACGGUUCCCAAGUCUACAAAGACUCGUCAAAGAAAGAAACCGUUGUCAUUUGAUACCAGGAUUUCUAUGUUACACGGUCGGAGGAUGUUGAAGAUGUCUUCCGUUCCGAAAAACAAAGCCGUAAAGUCAACGCCUUCAAAGAUCAAUCCUUCUUCCCAAAAACCACCUGAAAUGGAGAUCAAGGCAAAUUCUUCUCAAUCAAGUCCGGAACUCGUUCAAAAAAAGCUGUUUACGAAGCGUUUAAAGAAUCCAAGGAAGAGUCCUGCUAAGAAAAUUGUCCCAGAUCGAGCUGCGAAAUCUGCAAAAACGUAUACCGAAUUUUUUAGCAGUUCUGAAGAUUCCGUGCUAGACGUUACUGAGACCAUUGAAGAUUUUUUGCAGCGUCAAAAGGAUGACCAAGAGAUCGUAACUAACGACGAUUUUGAUAAUAUUCGCAAUGAAUCGAUUAAGGCCUUAGGUUCAAAACCUGAAGAUACAGUCGACGAGAAUGUUAAUCGGGAAAGUUUGAAGGGGGUUGCUUCUAUGGAAAAUUCCCUUAAGAACGUUCCGAGAGAGGAGAUCGAAGUUACUUCGUUGCAAUCAAAUGAGGAGAUGCUCUCACGUCCUAGAAACUGCAGUGUUUUUGAAAAAGAGGCAAUUAAGAAACGUGAGGCACUUUUGAAGUCUUCAGAUAAAGGAACCAAGAAGACGACGAAUGAUAAAGCAUCUGAAGACUUCGUGAACUUGAUCAGUCAGGAAGAUAACAUUGAAGAUGUUUCUGAAAGCAACGUCAAGAAGAUCACUUUGGCUUCAAAGGAGAACGUUCAGAUUGAGGAGGCCAAAGAAGAGGAGAACGAGAUGAACAUUUUUCAAUCAAGUCUGAAUACGUCCCACAUGACGUUUGUUGGCUGUCCGAGUCCGAACAGUUCAGGAACUUUUGAAGAUGAACCGAUCCAUGAAACUUCGAAGAUGGAAGAAAAGCCUUCGAAGAAACCAGCUUCUGUUCCAAAGAAAACUCCGAAGAAACGGAAGACUGAUCAAACUUUGAAGGUCCUGGAAGAGUCGUCAAAGAACCCAGUUUCUCUUCCCAAGAAAACUCCAGUGAGACGCAAAACUGGUGAAAUUUUGAAGAUUCCAGGAGAGUCUACAAAGAACUCAGCUUCUGUUUCAAAGAAAACUCGGAAGAAGCGCAUGACUGUUGAUGAAUGUUCAGAGAAGGAUGUUUUUGAUUAUGCUUCAGAAGAUAAUGUUCCUGAUUUUGGCAAGGUCAUAGAUAAAUUGGUGCAACGUGACGAAGAAGAGAAGGAGAAUAUCUUCGAAAGCGUUGACGAUGCAACUACUGCAGUCAAUGUGAAGAAGAGGAAGCUCUUCAAUCCUCAAGAGAAUAUUCCGAAUGAAGAAGUGGGAGAGAUCAAAGAUGAACCACCGAAAAAGAAGUACAGGUUCUUUAAGAGUCGCAACAGUACACCAUCGGACAUUGUAAUUGAUUCAGAGUGUAGUCAGACGAGUGAGGGAAGGAAGCCUUCGGCCAAGUUACAGAAGUUUCAGAAGAAUAUCUGGAAGAUCAAUAAUAAGGCCAAGAAGGUCGGCAGUGGUCGUGGAAGGAACACGACAACUAAGGAAGAUGGGAGGAACAACGUAAAGAAUAAGGGACGGUCGAAGAAAAUGAGUGCACCAAUUGUGAAGAGGUGCUUGGAUUUUGGAACAGAGGCUGGACUUCUUGUGUCCAAAAUCACUCCCAAUCGAUCCAGCUUGAUAUGUAGCACCUCCGCAACGCCCUUCAAGUCUCCUGCCUAAGACACGAAGGGGAGGCCACGAGGUGCAACUUCCCUAUGUUAUUUUUAAUUUUCUUCUUUUCCAGUUGUUUCGCAAAGCAAAUAUCAAUGAAUUCUGUAUCAAGUAUUUUGUAUUUUGAAGUUCAUAUCCAUAUUAUGAAAAAGGAAUACUUAAUAAAUGAAGUUUUCGAACUGUUUCUUGAAUAAA